This is a messenger RNA of Lactuca saligna, 1125 nucleotides long. Lineage: Eukaryota; Viridiplantae; Streptophyta; Magnoliopsida; Asterales; Asteraceae. The record is from the annotation of a GenBank genome assembly.
AUGGCUUCUUCAUCUGGAACUAAAAAGUUGAAAGGGCCUGAAAAGGUUUAUGUAAGGGAUGAGGACUCUGAUGAUGAUCUCAUAGGUUUCUCUUUCCUGGAUUUUGCACCAGAGACCUUUAAACCAAGCUCAAACCUGUCUGAUGACCCAUUCCUUAACAUAUUAUGUGAUGAAAAUAAGCUAAGGAGGAAUCUUGAUGGAAUGGGAGAUGAUGAUCAGGAUGCUGGUGUUAAGGAUCUAGAACAUGAUCACAUUGAUGAUCAAAAUGAUAGUGAAGUAGGUGUAGAGUACAAGGUUCAUGAUCCAGACAUACAAUGGAAACAAAUGAAGCCUGUAGUGGGAGAGUGUUACGAGUCCCCUUCUCAACUCAGGAUGUUUUCUUUAAAUGUAUCUAAGGGACAAUGUCAUAGGGCUAGGACAAAGGCAAAACAGAUGAUAGAAGGUAAGUUAGAAGAAGAUUAUGCAAAUGUAUGGGACUAUGCUGCAGAAAUCCUCAGGUCUAACCCAGGGAGCACUUUUAAGAUCAAGGGAGAACUUUUGACUGCUGUUGGAAGAGAUGCAUACAAUCAUGUAUAUCCAAUAGCAUGGGCAGUGAUUGAUGUAGAGAAAAAAGAUAAUUGGACUUGGUUUAUUGAGCUGUUAGUUGCUGAUCUUGGCCUUGAUUGUGGUAGGGGUCUUGUGGUUAUUUCCGAUCAGCACAAGGAUCUGCUACAAGCUGUUACAGAACUACUUCCAUAUGUUGAACAUAAACAAUGUGCCAGGCACAUCUAUGCAAACUUUAGGAAGAAAUACACUGGUAUAAGUCAAAAUGUGACAGGUGUUGAUGAAGCCGUACUUACCUGCCUUCAAAAGCUUGAACAUGAAGAUUUUGAAACUAUUAAAGAUCUGCAGGCAUCUGGAUAUGAUCAUGGGGAAAUUGUUGAAGCUUUUAAUAAGUUGACAAAAGAGAGGAAGGAGAUGUUGGUUGAGAGUAUAGUUGAUGAAGAGACCAGUCAAGAAACACAAGAUCCGUUGGUAAAAAAAAGGAUGCCCUUAGAAAGAAUUAUCAAGAUUAAGUUGAAAAAAGCAGUGCAUGAUCCAGAUGGAGGUGGUUCAACAACUAAGAAAGCACUUACAUUGGAUUGA